Messenger RNA from Colletotrichum graminicola M1.001, 1059 nucleotides. Its product is annotated as xylose isomerase-like TIM barrel. The record is from RefSeq and is a predicted model, not a curated record. NCBI's taxonomy places the organism in Eukaryota, Fungi, Ascomycota, Sordariomycetes, Glomerellales, Glomerellaceae. Bases 1 to 1059 code for a protein of 352 amino acids. The transcript has a single exon.
AUGCCUUCUCGUUUGGGCAUCAGUACCAUGUCGCUCGGCCGAUGCUGGGCUGGCCACAGCUUUGAACAUAAGAUGGACAUGGCAGCCAAGUAUGGCUACCAGGGCAUCGAGCUUUGGCACGAAGACUUGAUGGAUGUGGCCGAGCAGCUGCCCGGCGGUGCUGCCCUGCUCGAAAACCAACUCGCCGCAUCCGGCAUCGUCAAGAGGAUGUGCGACGCCCGCAACCUCGAGAUCAUCUGCCUUCAGCCUUUUAUGAAUUUCGAAGGGCUUGUCGACCGCCAACAACAUGCACGCCGCGUCGAGGAACUACGUGUUUGGAUCCAACUCGCCCACGUCCUCGGCACAGACGUGAUCCAGAUCCCAAGCAACAUCUUGCCGGCAGACCAGGUUUCCGAGGAUCUUGAUCUUCACAUUGCCGACCUUGCUGAGGUUGCGGACAUAGGCGCCGCCUCCGAACCCCCCAUUCGUUUCUCGUACGAGUCUCUCGGUUGGGGAACGAGAGUUGACACGUGGGAACGCUGCUGGGAGGUUGUGCAACGGGUUGACCGGCCCAACUUUGGCAUUUGCCUCGACACGUUCAACAUCGCCGCUCGCAUCUUUGCUGACCCCGAAGCGGCUUCUGGGAAAGCCCCUGACGCUGAGCAAGCCGUCAAGGAGUCUAUCCAGCGGCUGCUCUCGGCCGUCGACGUCUCCAAGAUUGUAUACGUACAAGUCGUUGACGCAGAGCGCCUCGCCGAACCCAUCUGCAAAACCCAUCCCUUCUACAACCCUGAACAGCCAUCACGCAUGUCGUGGUCAAGAAACUGCCGCUUGUUUUACGGCGAAUACUCCAGAGGAGCGUAUCUCCCCGUCCGGGAGAUUAGCGCCGCGAUUUUCCAAGGUCUUGGUUUCGAGGGCUGGGUCAGCUUCGAGCUUUUCAACAGGAGGAUGUCCGAGGAGGACCGUGAUGUCCCUGAGGAGCUGGCAAGGAGAGGAGCUGUAGCUUGGACCAAGUUUGUAAGAGAUAUGAAGUUAAGAGUAAAUGAGCCGUCGAAGACGACGGUAACGGCGUCACUAUGA